UGUAUUGUGAGAACAUAGUCGCAUUAAUUGAAUAUAUCGCUUGAAUUCGAAUGCUUUAUUUGAAAUUGUAACCUAGAAUUAAUUCGAGUUAAUAAUUUCCGACUCCGCCGAUUCAAACAGCCAUAAUUCUUCCGAAUCUUAUGCACCAAUUGAAAUAGUUUGGUUGGCGGUUUCUUUCACGGCAUUUCUAGUGCCAGAGUGGGUUUUUUGUUUCCAGCAAUACAUCUUUGAUCGGUAUUUUUCAGCCAGGGCUAGAAGUAUAGAUAGAAGAAGCUAGUAAGAAUGAUGAAUAGCAGCAGUAACAAUGGAGCGGGUGAUAACAAUCAGUCACAGCAACCUCAAAUCGACAAGACAAAACUUAUUGUCAAUUAUAUUCCACAAUUUUCUACCGAGGAAGAUAUUGGUCAGAUAUUUAAGCAAGUAGGGAAGGUAGAGAGUAUCAAGAUAAUGAGGGACUUUAAGACAGGUUACAGUUACGGAUUUGGUUUUGUUAAGUACUCUACCCCAGAAGAAGCAGCUAAGGCUAUCGAGGUCAUCAACGGAAUGUCUUACAAGAAUAAACGUUUGAAGGUCUCAUACUCGAGACCACCAGGUACAGAUAUGAGAGAUUCCAAUUUAUAUGUUACGAACCUCCCAAAAGAUGUAACAGAACAAGACAUCGACCAGAUGUUUAGCCCUUUUGGAGAGAUAGUUCAACGCACCGUUUUGAAAGAUAAAAUAACGGGAAUGCCUAGAGGUGUGGCAUUUGUACGUUUCUCGAAGGGAGAAGAGGCCCAGAACGCCAUCGCCAACCUGGACGGCAAGAUGCUGGACAAGGCCAUAUUCCCGCUGAGCGUCAGGGUGGCAGAGGACCACGGCAGGCAGAAGGCUCAGUACAUCGAUGUCUGGAAUCCUUUCAUGUACAACAGGGUUCUUUCGCUAGGAAUGUUACCCUUCCGUGGGAUCAUGCCUUUUAGAGACAUGCCGAUGAACAUGUCAAGAGGAAAUUUCCCCAAUCGCUUCGGCCGUUUCAAUAACAUCAGAAACAUGGCGGCGGGCGACAGUUUUCUGCAGACUCCCUUCUAUUUCUAGACGACUGAGAGAGACAGUGAGAAAAAGGGACGAUGCGGCUCAAGAAGUUUUAGAAUUUUUGUUCCCGUCGUCUCCGGUCUGCUUAAAUAUUUCGUUUUUUCUUUUUUCCUCGCGGACAUGUCAGUGAAGAACUACCUAGUAGCGUUUCGGUGAGCCUCGUCAUCAU
Messenger RNA from Coccinella septempunctata (seven-spotted ladybird), 1237 nucleotides. RefSeq names its product sex-lethal homolog (gene Sxl). Gene Ontology annotation, cellular component: cytosol; ribonucleoprotein complex. Gene Ontology annotation, molecular function: mRNA binding. The record is from RefSeq and is a predicted model, not a curated record. NCBI's taxonomy places the organism in Eukaryota, Metazoa, Arthropoda, Insecta, Coleoptera, Coccinellidae. The transcript has 4 exons. Bases 283 to 1071 code for a protein of 262 amino acids.